AUGGCAAACGCAUUCGCUCGACCCCAGUACAGCGACCCAAACGACCUCGCAACGGCCGUGCGCGACGUCGUACACAUCAACCGCAACGGCACCUCACAGCCAGUGCCCUCGUCAUCAUCGCACCUCGCAGGUGGUGGCCCUCGCUCCGCAUCCCCACACAUGCCCGGAGCCUUCCAACCAGCACACACCCAUUCCAACUUGAACCCCGACGCCGUGACCAUGUCCAGCAAGAACAAGAUGGCAGAGGCCGAGAACCCCUUCGCAGAGCCCUCAGAGGCCUCUGUGCAGUUUGUCAACACUUCGUCGUCGUCUGGAGCCGCCCGUCUGAGCCCCGACGACAGGGAUGCCGACCGAGACACCAAGAAGGCGGAGCGUCGCACCGAGCGUCGUGAGCGCCGUCAGAUCACCCAGGGCCAGACCAAGGACGCUGCGUCCAAGAAGGGCUCUCGCCACGCCGAUGUCAUCGACACAUGGGACCCCACCGGUCUUGGGAGUGCCAUGUGGCAUCACUCUGGCCCGUACGACGCUGCUGCUCCGUCGCGCAACCUCAACCAGCCGCGGGCUCCCAUGCAAGCGUUCGGCCUCCCCGGUCAGCCAGGUGGGCCGCCUGCUGCCGGUGCCGGUGCCGGUGCAGCAGCACCUGCUCCUCCGCGCACGGGCCCUACGGCUAUUUCCCUCCCACCCCCCGUUCCAGCCAAGACUGGCGAGCACGAGCGCCGAGCGUCGGCGGCCGCUCGCCCCACAUCUGGCCGCCGCUCCAGCGGUGGUCUCAGCGGGCAGUACUCGACUUCGGUGCCCACCUCUGGUGGUGGCUAUUUUGGUGGCGAGGCGCCACAGGAAGACGAGGAGACUGCUUGGCGGAGGCGCCAGCGUGAGGAGAAGCAGCGUGCCCUCAAGGCCGCAUGGGGUAUUGACACGCCCGAACCAUUUGAGGACUUUGGCUUUUCGCCACGCGAGGACACUGUUGACCUUGCCGACUCCAACGACUACCCCGUAGGCAGUGUCAACAACAACAACAGCAACAACAACAACAACCGUGCCGCGCGCUCGCCUGGCCUCCGUCUCGGUUCGCUCGGCGCGCCGCGUAGCCCACCACUGCCCGAGGACACCGCAGUGUCGCCAACGGGCGACCAGCCUAUCGGUGGCUUUGGCAGUGGUGGCGUCGGUGGCCGUCCAGGCGGCGGUGUCAAGCGCACCAAGAGUCUGAUGCAGAAGAUCAAAAGCAUGGUGCGUCAAAAAUCGGAUGAGAACGUCCCACCGGUCCCCCCCGCAUUGGGUCCACGAUCCCAGUCAAUGUCUGCUGCGUCGGACACCCUCGGUCGUCACCCGCCCGUCAGCCCUGGCUGGCGCAAUGCCCCCGUCCUGGAGGAGGAGGAGGGAGGAUCAGACGGCGGGUACGGCAACUACAACGACUUCCCCGCUGGUUGGGAACACCCCACGGGGGCUACACCACCAGCGGCCGUCCCGACACGCAUCUAG
Apiotrichum porosum is the source of this 1479-nucleotide messenger RNA. RefSeq lists its product as uncharacterized. The transcript has 7 exons. Gene Ontology annotation, cellular component: cytoplasm. Bases 1 to 1479 code for a protein of 492 amino acids. Lineage: Eukaryota; Fungi; Basidiomycota; Tremellomycetes; Trichosporonales; Trichosporonaceae. The record is from RefSeq and is a predicted model, not a curated record.